CGUUACGGAUCACAGGAAAUAUUUAUUUCUGUUGUGAUUUUUAUUUUAUUCUUUGUGUAAAUAAUAUAAUGCCUUUUCGAAAAUAAAAUAUAUCAAUCCAUUUCUAAUACUUUUAAGUAUACAGUGUGAAGUUCGAGUUUCCAAUAAUGGAAUCGAAUGGUGUAGUUUUAUGCGACAAUCUAAUCAAGUGGUUGCAAACGCUGAAUCUUACAGCUAAACAUGGGAAUCCAGCAGAAUUAUCUGAUGGAGUGGCGAUAGCAGAGGCCCUAACUCAAAUAGCUCCGGAAUACUUCACUCCGGCAUGGAAUUCUAAGGUUAAAACUGACGUGGGGAAUAAUUGGAGGCUUAAAGUCAGCAAUUUGAAAAAAAUAUUGGAUGGUGUCAUAGAUUACCAUCAGGACAUCCUCAAUUUAAGUCUGCAAGAGUUCUCAAGGCCAGAUGUGAUCAACAUAGCAGAAAAUGCAGACCCGGCAGAUUUGGGAAGAUUAUUGCAACUUGUUCUCAGUUGUGCUGUCAACUGCAUCAAGAAGGAGGAAUACAUUACAAGAAUCAUGGAGCUGGAGUUGUCAUGCCAACGGUGUAUCAUGCAAGCUAUACAGGAGUUGGAGACCCUGACGUUGGGCGGGAACCGCGGCAGCCUGCACGCGGAGGCCGCAGUGGCCGACCAGACCGAUGCGGAGAUGAGAGAGGCGCUUGCGCAGCGGUGCCAUGAACUUGAUACGCAGGUGAAAAUCCUCCAAGAAGAGAAGAUGACGUUGUUAAGCGAGGUGGCCAGACUAACGGCGGCGAGAGAAGCAGCAGUGGAAGGGUCUCCAGGUGAAGGAGACAUUGACGACGCCGGCGCAUCGCUCGGGCCCGCGCACGCCGGUACACUGCGCUACAGCAACAUGCGCGCGCAACUUGACGCACUCAAACAUGAACUGGACAAAGUGGAACUGCAAAGGGAUGACCAGAGGGCAAGGGCUGAUGUACUGGAACGGGAGUUGGCACUGCUCAAGCUCAGGAAUGAGGAGCUUCAGAUAGCGGCAUCGGAAAACGUAGCGCUGAAGGAUGAAGUGGACGCGUUACGAGAGACGGCGGCGAAGGCAGCCGCUCUGGAAGCCACAGUCGCCUCAUACAAGAAGAGGAUGGAGGAACACGUUGAUCUUAGAAGACAGGUGAAACUCCUCGAGCGCGCGAACACCGAGCACGUGCAGCGCGCCAUCGAGCACGAGCAGGCCGCCACGCGGGCACACGCCAUCCGCGCGCAGCUCGACAUUUACAAGAAACAGGUGACAGAUCUAAAUGAGAAAUUAGAUGCGGAGAUAACGAAAGCGGACAAGCUUGAGAUUGAGAACAAGAAGCUGAGCAGCCGCGCGGCCUCGCUGCAGCGAGAACGGGACACCCUGCUGCAGGAGCGGGACACCCUCAGGGAGACGGUCGACGAACUGCGAUGCUCCACAAUCACCACUGGUGCGAGCGAAGAUAACGUCUCGAGGGAGUUAAUACCUAACGAUCUGAAGGAGCGGCUGAUCCGCCUGGAACACGAAAACAAAUUGCUACGGCAGAACCAGGGUGCGCAGGCAGACCAGGCUUCGGUGCAAGCACUGCUUGAAGACUACGCGGCGCGACUAGAGAAGCAGCGAGCCAUCAACCGCGAAGCCAACCAGCGGAUCAUGCAACUAGAAGCCACACUGGAAGCGCCGCACCCGCGGCUCGCUUCCGCCAUCGAGGAUAGCCAGAGGAAAUCUUUACAAGUAGAAGAAUUACAAGCAUCGUUGGCCGAAGAACGGCGGCGUGUCAGCAAGUUGCAGGAAACACUGUCGGCGAGAGAAGCAGAACUGCUGGCCACGGAAGAUAAAUACAAGAAGUGCGUCGAGAAAGCCAAGGAAGUCAUCAAGACCUUGGAUCCUCGUACUACAGGCCAGCAGUCUCUGUCGGACAUCACGCUGGGCUACACUCGCGGGGCGGGCAGCACGAGUGCGGGAGCGUCACGGGCCGACGCGCCGCCACCCAACAACAGGCACGAAUGGAGCGGCAGUGGCAGCGGGAGUGGAAGCGAGGAGGGCGCACGAGCUAACAGUGAACAGAGGUUACUGACCUCCGCGUGGUAUCAGCUCGGAGCGCGGUGUCACAGAGAUGCGGUGGAGACCCGCUUCGCCCUGCUGUCGUCGGGGCACUCGUUCCUGGCCCGCCAGCGUCGCCAGCCGCCGCGGCCGCGCCCGUCCGCGCCUGCCACGCCCGCGCAAUGACACCACACGCCGCUACGGGUGCUCUACACUAACGAGCGCACCACCAUCCUGCGGGACGGGUGAUGACUUUGAUGGUAGGAUAUUAUGCGAGUGCCUAUUAUGUAGCUAGAUUAUAGUAAGGUUCUACACCUGCGACAACAGCGGGCUUCGAACAAUAGUUACAGCGUGAACAUUGACAGUUUUUAAGUGUAGGUUUCCAUCAAAGCGGAGUGGAGAGGAGAAGAGCGGAGGUGUGCUGAACCGACCAAUCACGGCGUACAAGACUAAGAAAUUCUCUCUCUCUCGCGGUAAUUGGUCGAUUCCCGCACAUCUCCGCUUGUCUCCUCUCAGCUCCACUUUGGUGGAAACCCGCUAUUAUACUUGUUUUAUUGUAAUAACAAAUAUUGCGAGUUAAUGUGACAUAUUCUGCGUCUAUUGGUUGGAGCUCGUGAUAUUUGUUGCACAUGAUAUCCCGGUAGAACCUUACGCGAGGCCUAAGACGAUUAUAACCAGAGUUGACACCGUCUACUCGUGACUACUACUAUGAUGAUUUCGAGUGCCUAUGAUGUAGCUAGAGCCACAUAUUAUACCGUACUAACAGAAUGGCUGUAGACAAGGAUGUUUUGGUCCGUGACCAAAAUCGAAAUUGUCGCUGAAUCCUAUGAAAACGUCAUGUUUGACAAGUUUCAGUGUGUAAGUGGAAAAUGUAUGGAGAUGUGCAUACCAGCACCCUUCUGUUAAUGUCUUCCACGCGCCAAAAGAUCCAUGUCUGUAACGAGCGUUUCGUGAGAAUUUUAUUUAGGAUGACAUCGGGACUUCACCGGUUGUUUGGAACAAAGCUUUGUAAUCUAUUAAUUGAUUAUAAUAGGUUCAAAGCGGGCGCAAACCUCAAGAGAUUAAGCAAACUUUCCGAAGUCUGCUACGUUUAAGGGGUUGGUCUCAGGUUGGCUAGGUAGUAACAUAACUAUAUUAAAAUACUAUAUCGCAAAGCCACUAGAUAUCAUUUCACCUAGAUCUUACAUUGACCUCAUCGCAAAUAUAUUUUAUCGCAAAAUUACAUAGCGUUUUGUCUGCCUAAACAAUCCGAGACCAACCCAACUUUUCACUCGGUUUUAUCCGACUAUUAUACAGCUUGCCUGCAAUAGAAGGAGGUUGGAAGGGUCAAGUGAGCGCGAAACGCGCGUCAUAAAGUAUGAGCAAAUAGUUCAUACUUCAACUUUGCACUCCACUCGUCCGUCCGGAAAAUUCACGAUGCACGGAGCUCCGCGAUAUUAUAUUGAGAGAUCGUCUGGUCGUUUGAACCUGCAGGCCAAAUAAUCGAAUAUCGACUCAUGCAAAGAGAUUCCUCUUUAUAACAGGAACGUUAAUCCUCUUUAUACCUUAGUGUGAUCGGUUAUUAAUAAAAAAAUACUUUUGUAUUCAGUACCUUACAUAAAUAAAGUAAUGAUAAAAUUGCAGCCUAUCACAUAAAAUAUACAUUGCCGGUAAAGUGGCUAUCGAAUUCGACAAACAGUAGAGCUAUCGUAGUUAUCUGUUUGCAGGAGUAGUAAAAGAGAGCGGGGUUGAACCGGCGACAGCGUUUCUCAUACAAAAUGCGCGUUAGGGCCUUUCCAUCCUCUUUCUUCUAUUCCGUGAUUGGGAACGUAACAAUUUACUAGAUAAAAAAUGAUGAAUGACUAAGCUUAAUAUAAACCCAUAACAUUAAAAGAAAUAACAAGAUUUCGAUUCGGACUUUUACAUGUCGCAAAAUAAAUUGUAAUUUCGUAUUUUCCUAGUGAUGUUUGUUAUGCUUAGUCAUUUGUGGUAGAAUUAGAAAUAAAAGUCAUAUUAACAAUGGUAUGUACAAGUUACGACAGAGUGUUGGACUAGAUGUACUUUUAGGGGACAUGUAUACAAAUUCGGGCCGGCUUAAUUUGGUCUCUUUAUCUCUCGGGUCACUAAAAAUAAAUCAGUAAAUGUUGGGAGAAGUAGCUUCUGUCUACCUAUAUGCUGUUUUCAGCGAAGUCCUGCAACCACUUCUACGUCACUUGUGACCAGGUGAGAUUGUGGUCAAAUUCUUGCCUUUAAAAAAAUACCAAGCUGAAUAUGUGUAUAUGCACCUCAAUAGUUAAAUUGGGCUAAUGGUAAUCCAAAAGUUGUCUAAACUACCUGUGUAAUGUGCAGGUGAUUAGUGACCUAAAAUUGAAUAUAUUUUUAUAUUUCGAAAUUGAGAAAGAAAAUUGAGGAACGGAAAAGGUUGAUCCCUUUAUAACACAUUUUCUUUAUUUUUAGAUACAUUAUUUGCUUCGUUAAAUUGACAUUAUAACAUCCCACCAUACUUGAUUAUGAGGCUGUAAAGAUGUAAAUUUUGAAUUUAUAAUAAAUGUUUUCCGACAUGUUUAUUGACAUUUUUGUAGAAGUUAUAUCGAAUUUUUUUGUAUGUUCACAACGAUUUUAGGCAUUCCUUGUUUCACCAUUAUGAUUGUAAUAAAGUGGCCUCUUUUUUGCAAAAUUAGUGAAAUUCUUUACUUUGCUCAAUAGAUUAUUUGGGUUGAUAAAGCAAUAUUAUUUAAUUACAAUUCAUGUUAACUAUUUAGUUUACCAAUGAACAAACCAGACAAGCUUUUACGCUGUUUAGAUAGUAACAAUUAUUAGUUUAACCUUUUUUUACAUUUAUCAGUAUUUAUAUUAUUUUUACAUCCGUUGUAACCUAGUGUAACUAAACCAAUUAGAAUUUAUUAUUUUGUUAUAUGUUUUAGAUUAGGUGUGCUUUACAUGGUUUUCGAUCGGCAGCGGUGGAGUACUGACUUACUGAGUUUCCACCAAAGCGGAGAGGAGCGGACAUGAGCGGAGACGUGCGGAAUCGACCAAUCGUAGAGUUCGAGAGAGCGAGAGAAAACACCGCCUGUCGGUCUCUCCUUCGCGGUGAUUUGUCUAGUACUGCAUCUCUCCGCUCAUCUCAUCUCUUCUCCGCUUUGGUGGAAACCCUUACCCCUACCGGCAUUUGUAAACUGGUAUUGUAUCAGUUCUCUAAAUUGUGAAAAAACGCGUGUAUAGCAACCCUAACAUGACCAUGAUUUGUAAAUCAUCACAUUGUAUACACCAUUUAUAGAUUGUGUGAUCGUUUCACCUUAGGCUAAGUGAAAGUGACAAAAUGAUUAAAUUAAUGAUUAACGUUGUUCUUCAUAUGCGAACUUGUGUUAGAUGAUUCGUCAUUUUAUUUUUAUUAUUUUUUUAUAACAAUAUUAUUUGCGGUCUUUAUACAUAAACUUUUUCUAAAGAUUAAUUGCUGAAAGCGAGAUUUUUCUAGGGAUGGAAAUAUGGUUUUGAUUUUGUAAAAUUGAAUUUAAGGAAAGGAACGCACAAUUCGAGCGAAACGUAUGUAUUUUAAUUAAAAAGGUUAUGAAUAAAGACUGGAUAUAAUAGUGAAUUUUCCUUUGCAAGGUGCAAUCAGUGCAAAUCAUUUAUUUAUAACAUUACGUUAAACAAAAUGUGAUUCAUUGUUGAUAAUGACGAUUAUAUUGUGUUUUGAGAAUAAUAUAUAAAUUUUCAUAUA
Molecule: messenger RNA, 5745 nt
Organism: Pectinophora gossypiella (pink bollworm)
Lineage: Eukaryota; Metazoa; Arthropoda; Insecta; Lepidoptera; Gelechiidae
Gene: hook
Product: protein hook
Exons: 15
Coding region: 147-2231 (694 amino acids)
Biological process (GO): cytoplasmic microtubule organization; cytoskeleton-dependent intracellular transport
Cellular component (GO): centrosome; cytoplasm
Molecular function (GO): microtubule binding; dynein light intermediate chain binding
Source: RefSeq, a predicted model, not a curated record